Pelobates fuscus (common spadefoot toad) is the source of this 1778-nucleotide messenger RNA. RefSeq names its product DnaJ heat shock protein family (Hsp40) member A1 (gene DNAJA1). Gene Ontology annotation, molecular function: Hsp70 protein binding; ATP binding. Gene Ontology annotation, biological process: response to heat; protein refolding. NCBI's taxonomy places the organism in Eukaryota, Metazoa, Chordata, Amphibia, Anura, Pelobatidae. Gene Ontology annotation, cellular component: cytosol; cytoplasm. Bases 141 to 1334 code for a protein of 397 amino acids. The transcript has 9 exons. The record is from RefSeq and is a predicted model, not a curated record.
GAAUAAGUUCCCGGAUGCGGCUCUCGCGCUCGAUCUUUCCAGAAGCCGCUGGUGGAGCAGGAAGCCGAGCUGUGAGGGAGCCGCACUGACCGUCUGUGUUCUGGGUCUGAAGGAAGCCUGCUGCUGUAUAUACUUUGAAAAUGGUAAAAGAGACUGGAUACUACGAUAUUCUGGGUGUGAAACCCAAUGCUACCCCAGAGGAACUCAAAAAAGCCUACAGGAAGCUUGCCUUAAAAUAUCACCCUGAUAAGAAUCCAAAUGAAGGUGAAAAGUUCAAACAGAUUUCGCAGGCUUAUGAAGUUCUCUCUGAUACCAAAAAGAGAGAAUUGUACGAUAAGGGUGGUGAGCAGGCCAUUAAAGAAGGUGGAAUGGGAGGAGGUGGCUUUGGCUCACCAAUGGACAUCUUUGAUAUGUUCUUUGGAGGAGGUGGAAGAAUGCAGAGAGAACGUAGAGGUAAAAAUGUAGUUCAUCAGUUGUCUGUAUCACUAGAAGACUUGUAUAAUGGUGCAACUAGAAAACUGGCUCUGCAGAAGAAUACAAUCUGUGACAAAUGUGAAGGUCGUGGUGGCAAGAAGGGAGCAGUUGAAUGCUGUCCAAGCUGUAGAGGUACUGGCAUGCAGAUCAGGAUUCAUCAAAUAGGACCUGGAAUGGUUCAACAGAUUCAGUCUGUGUGCCCAGAGUGCCAAGGUCAAGGCGAGAGGAUAAAUCCUAAGGACCGUUGUAAAAGCUGUGUUGGUCGUAAGAUUGUCAGAGAGAAGAAAAUCCUUGAAGUCCAUAUUGACAAAGGAAUGAAGGAUGGUCAAAAAAUUACAUUUGCUGGUGAAGGAGAUCAGGAACCUGGACUGGAAGCAGGAGAUAUUAUAAUUGUAUUGGACCAAAAAGAUCAUGCUGUUUUUACAAGGAGAGGUGAAGAUCUGUUGAUGCAUAUGGAAAUUGAACUUGUGGAGGCGCUGUGUGGCUUCCAGAAACCAAUAGUCACACUGGAUUCUAGAACUAUAAUAAUAACCUCUCAUCCUGGUCAGAUUGUUAAACAUGGGGAUGUGAAAUGUGUGCUCAGUGAAGGAAUGCCAAUCUAUCGCCGGCCAUAUGAAAAGGGACGUCUAAUCAUUGAGUUCCAGGUUAACUUCCCAACAAGUGGCUUCAUCUCGCCAGACAAACUUCCUAUGUUAGAGAAACUCUUACCUGCAAGAAAAGUUAUUGAAGAGGCUGAAGACAUGGAGCAGGCUGAGCUAAUGGAUUUUGAUCCUUCCCAGCAGCGGCAAAACCAUUACAGAGAAGCCUAUCACGAAGACGAUGACCAUCCAAGAGGAGGUGUGCAGUGCCAGACCUCUUAAACCAAGCCAGUCCAUAAUGGCAUUAGCAGCAUAAACCUUGCUCUUGCUAUCUGUCUGACACCCAUCCAUGACUACUGCAACAAGCCAUUAUAAAGAACUCUGCUCUCACAUGUCUGUCCCUGAAGAGAAAUGUAGAAAAACUCAUUUUGAGCCUAUGUAAAUCUGAAGGCAUAAACAAAACUACAUUUGUUUUGUAUAAAGCUACCACAAAGACUUGACUGGUGCACAAUCCACUUAUUGAAACCUCAAAUAUUUAAUUGAUACAGGAAAUAAAUGUGUUAUACUGUAAGUUAAUAUUUGUAGUCUCGGGACUGAUGUCUGAAACAAUGGCUUUUUAUGUAAAGUUGCAUUUAAAAUUAACUUAUGUACGUACAUGUGAACAUACAAAAAACUUUUUUUUUUUAAUUACACAUGCAAACAAUAAAAGUGUUUUUGUGGUUCUGC